UUUCCGAUAACAGUUUUGACAAUCCAACAAUACGCAUGCGCAAUGAAACACGAAAGCAGUUUCAUACCGCAUAUGAACAGGAUUUCUCUUUUUUCAAGUAAUUAAAAUUGUGAAUUUGAAAUGGCAAUUUUGUUUUAAAUUAUCAAUUAUACAACUGUUUAUUGUGGAAACAAAACAAAAUCUGUUCUAACUAUGACAAUCUGCAUACGGUGUUUGAACAUAUCGUAAAUCUUUUCUAUUUAAACUCAUAGGUAGGCAACAAGAAAACCAGACACGCUAUCAAUAAUUCAAGAAGAUGGAAAAUUUAGAUGGAAAAAUGGACAUUGAAACAACAUCGUCAGAGGAGUACAUUCCUAAUAUUUGCGAACACUGUGACAGUGAUGGAAAGCGUGCUGAAGCCGAUGGGUUUUGCGUUGAUUGUAGUGAAUAUUUGUGUAACUGCUGUUUGUCGUGCCAUGCUAAGUAUAAGCCUGAACAUUCAACUAAAAGUAGGGAUGAAAUGCCCAUAGAUGUACGUUUUGAAAAAUGUUUGAAGCAUGAUAUGAAACAAAUGAAGUAUUAUUGCAUAGAAUGUAAUAACGUCGCAUGCGAAAAAUGUAUAACAAAUGAAGGUUGUUAUCACGAAGACGGAUGUCAAAGUAAAAAAUGGACAUCGCUUUACAAAGUUGCUUUGGAAAACAAGGUAUCGAAAACACAAGUUGACACAAAAAUUGCUGAAGCAACUGAUAAACUGGCAAACAUUGAAGACACAAUCGAUAAACUAACGACAAAAAGGAAAGAUAAAAUUCGAGAAUCUAUAAAACAACACAGACAAAACAUGGAAGGUAAGAUCAAAGAGGUUGAAAGUCAUUUCCUAAAGAAAUGUGAUGAGAUUGAAAACACGUUUGAACCGUCGAUAGAUUCUCUGUCAUGCAACGUUCAGUCUAUGAAAACUAUGUUACGUUCCGUGGUGUCUCAAUCGGACAACUGCUGCUCAAACUUUAUUGCCGUCAAAAACAUAGAUCAAAGUAUUGCUCCCGUCGAGAAGGGUCUUGAAUGCUUAAAGAACCAAACGGAGAUUAUGGCAUACGAAUUCAAAGCAAACCAAAGCCGCAUAGUUGACAAAUCCGACUUUGGAAACAUAUUGUUCUCAGAAACUUUCCAGACAAAAACAGCUUGUUAUAAGAACGAUAUUGAUGUUAAUCUAUACUAUAGCUGGAUUUACCCUACAAAUAUGAGUGAUUUAUUAAUCAAAGAUGAUCUACUCGUUGUUAUAUCAUACAUGUGCAGUGCCAUUGUGUUGGUUGACCCCAUCAAGCAGAAUGUUUUAUCAAAAUUUUUUAUGUCAUCAAGUCCAAAGAGUGCAAUAUCCAUAAAUGGGACUGGAAUAGCAGUAGCUCUACCACUUGAUGGGAAAAUUAAACUGUAUGACAUUAUUAAGUCAGAAUUUGUCGAUAGAAAAAAAGACAUUGAAGUUGGAAAGGAUUGCUGCAGUCUGGCAUACAGCAAAAGUCAAUGUUAUUUGUAUGUGUCAUAUUAAAGAACCUACAAGC
Molecule: messenger RNA, 1532 nt
Organism: Ruditapes philippinarum (Manila clam)
Lineage: Eukaryota; Metazoa; Mollusca; Bivalvia; Venerida; Veneridae
Exons: 2
Coding region: 296-1519 (407 amino acids)
Molecular function (GO): zinc ion binding
Source: RefSeq, a predicted model, not a curated record